AGGGCUACUGGUUCACGAAGACAACAGGUACAGAACUCUUACAGGACGAAAUAAGUACUAGUAAUUACAGAGAAAAAAUGACCUUGUUCGUUGCUGUGACACUGAUAUGUCUGCUGCCCUGUCUACAUGCCUCUUUACCGGUCAUGGAGACUGUGAAUCUUACUGGAAUUCACGACUGGGGAAACAGGUUUGAGGGCAUGCUGGUAUUUCCUAUUGUCGAGGAUGUGUACGGUUGGGAGGUUACGGUCCAUUUUAACUAUCCUGUCAUCCUUCAACGCAAUGCCGAGACAACUAUAAACCGCAUCUCGGCUGAUAACAGAACGUACGUAUUGGUCAAUAAGCUCAGUGACGGCAGUAAACACAAUCACACCACAACAUCGAUGACUAUCAUUGGUCGGUACAACCGUUUGACCUCUGACCCGCCGAUUGCAGCUACCGCAGCCCUGGUAAACCUUAUACACGACGGACAAGUCACGCCUUCGACACCGCCAGCAGUCGCGUCUGAGAAGUACAAUUAUGCCGAGGUUCUGGAGAAGUCCAUUCUGUUCUACGAAGCUCAGCGGUCAGGGAAACUACCUUCCACCAACCGGAUACCGUGGAGAGGUGACUCAGCCUUGACCGAUCACGGACAAAACGGAGAGGAUCUCUCGGGAGGCUGGUAUGACGCUGGUGAUCACCUCAAAUUCGGGUUUCCCCUGGCUGGAAGCGUGUCGAUGCUAGCAUGGGGACUCAUCGAGUUUAAGGACGCUUAUGCUGCUACUGGACAAUUGGACAACAUGUACGAUUGUAUUAGAUGGCCGUUAGAGUGGUUGAUGAAAGCACAUACGGGUCGCAACGAACUUUACGUCCAGGUUGGAGAUGGUGACCUUGAUCAUCAUUUCUGGGGAAGACCGGAAGACAUGACAAUGGCACGGCCAUCCUAUAAGAUUACUGAAGAUAAACCCGGAAGUGACGUCGCUGCCGAGUACGCCGCAGCCAUGGCUUCGGGAUAUAUUGCGUUCAAGGACAAAGAACCUGCAUUCGCUGCAAAGCUCCUGACACACGCCAGGGAGAUCUACGCCUUCGCUUUAGAGUACAACGGUACUUAUAGUAAGAGUUUACCUCAGUCGGCAGCUCAGUUUUAUGGCUCUUCAGAUUAUGACGACGAAAUGUGCUGGGGAGGUGCGUGGCUAUAUUUAGCUACUGGUGAAGACAAAUACCUGACACAUUCCAAGAACUACAACCAUCCUGGUACUAGCUGGGGACAGUCUUGGGGAAACAAGGAUAUUGGUUGUAAGGUGCUUCUCCACAAUGUGACCGGUGAAGAUAGAUAUGCUGCUGACAUCACCGGAACAUUUACCAACUGGAUGCCAGGAGGCAAUGUUCCAUACCUUAACAGUGGCCUCGCCUUACGUAACGAAUGGGGAUCUCUUAGACACACCGCGAACAUGGCGUUUAUAGCAUUAGUAGCCGCAGAAAACGGUUUAAAUAGUGCAGAGUAUCGCGCAUGGGCGAAAUCUCAGAUCCACAUUGCCCUUGGUGACACCGGAAGGAGUUUUGUUGUUGGUUUUGGGGUCAAUCCCCCCAGUCAUCCUCACCAUCGGUCAAGUUCUUGCCCAAUGAUGCCGGCGCCCUGUUCCCAGGAGGCGCUGUCGAGGUCAGGGUCAAACCCACACACGCUAUACGGCGGGCUGGUGGGUGGACCUAGUCGUGAGGGUAGUUACAAGGACAACAGACAGGAUUAUCAACAGAACGAGGUUGCCUGUGAUUACAAUGCGGGCUUUCAAUCAGCCGUCGCAGAUACCUGCCUAUACCUCCAUAUAAAGUUAAGUGGAUGUACACUAUAAAAGAAUUAGCCCUUGCUAAAAUGUUUAAAUUGAUCGUUACGUCAGUCAUACUCGGCAGGGUACUGUAUAUCUAAGAAUCCAUUAU
Molecule: messenger RNA, 1911 nt
Organism: Pecten maximus
Lineage: Eukaryota; Metazoa; Mollusca; Bivalvia; Pectinida; Pectinidae
Product: endoglucanase E-4-like
Exons: 12
Coding region: 78-1826 (582 amino acids)
Biological process (GO): carbohydrate metabolic process
Molecular function (GO): hydrolase activity, hydrolyzing O-glycosyl compounds
Source: RefSeq, a predicted model, not a curated record